Myxocyprinus asiaticus (Chinese sucker) is the source of this 3979-nucleotide messenger RNA. RefSeq names its product zinc finger protein 883-like. The record is from RefSeq and is a predicted model, not a curated record. Gene Ontology annotation, molecular function: DNA-binding transcription factor activity, RNA polymerase II-specific; RNA polymerase II cis-regulatory region sequence-specific DNA binding. The transcript has 4 exons. Lineage: Eukaryota; Metazoa; Chordata; Actinopteri; Cypriniformes; Catostomidae. Gene Ontology annotation, biological process: regulation of transcription by RNA polymerase II. Bases 304 to 2262 code for a protein of 652 amino acids.
GUUCAAUGUGUUUUACGUCAUAUGUGAGAUUUAUAUUUGUUUUGAUUUGAUUGUUUUUCUCUCUUUGGCAUUUUAAUAAUCGUAAAAUAAUCUUAUUAUCGCCGUAUGUGGCGGUUUUGUGACGGACGCUUUAAAAUAUUCAAUUUCAGGAGAAACAAGCAGAAAUGUGAGAAUAUCAUGUUUAAUUUCUGAUAUAUGAGCUCGUUAAAUCAAGAAGCAGAUUUUAAAUGAGUUCAGUUAAGGCAGUUAUAUAUUGUAUAUAACCUGUUACAAUAUGUAGUAAUAUUCCUGUCUUCACUAAAGAUGUUCAUCAUGAGAGAGCAGGUGGAUGUGAUCUGCUGUAAAUCAGUAGGAACUGAUCUGUCCAUGCUGGAUAUUGAUGAUUUCAUCACAGAAAUCUCUCAGCUGAAGAAAGAGGUGACGUCACUGAAGACAAAACUGAUGGAGAAAGAGCUCUAUUCAUCCUGCACCUGUUUUGAGCGAGUUAAAGUUGAGAUUGAGCUGGAAAAGGUUUCCUGUCAAUCUUCAGUGUGUGUGACUGAUGGGACCUCCACAGAAUGUCAGGAUUCAGUGUGGAGCGGCAGAGAUCAGUCCACACCACAGCAGCUGCUGGACAAACUCUCUGAACAGAGAUCCAGAGACACACAGGACUCACAGCUCACUUUACUCUGUUCUACUGAUGCUCAGGAGAGUGUGUGUGACAGUAAUCAGGGUGAUCAAACCUCCACAGAGUCUCUGACUUCUGUCUGUAACGCUGGAGAACAGCAGAUGCUGCAGACACCAGUGAAGAUUGAAGUGAUGCAGGAGGAGAUAAAAGAAGAAAACACAGCAGAGGAACAAUGGAGUGGUGAAGAUGAUGAUUUUAUUCCCUCAGAGCUGAUGAAAGUGCAAGAGGAACCUGAAGAGCUGAAUGAAGUGGAGGAGGAACUUCAGGAUCAGAAACAUCUUGAUUUAAUACAUGGAAAAAAAUCUUUGAGUGACUCAAAUACUAAGAAGAAUUCCUCACCAAAAAAGCCUCAAAGAAGAGCAGCUAAAAAUAAUUUCGCCUGCACUCAAUGUGGAAAGAGUUUCACAUAUAAAAGCCAGCUUAAUAUACACAUGAGAGUUCAUACAGGAGAGAGGCCUUACACAUGCCUUCAGUGUGGGAAAAGUUUUGCACAUACACAUCAUCUCACAUAUCAUCUUCGCCGUCACUCAGGAGAAAGACCAUUUGAAUGUGACAAGUGCGGUAAAACAUUUGUUUUGUCACCGUACCUAAAAACACACCUGAAAACGCACACAAAAGAGAAACCUUACAAGUGUGUUUUUUGUGGAAAAAGUUUUUCACGCCUGUCCUAUUUUAAAGAGCACCAGAAAAUACAUACUGGUGCUGGGGUUCAUAUGUGCUUUGAAUGUGGGAAGAUCUUUGCUACAGCCGGCAACUUGAAACAGCACCAAAUAAUUCAUACUGAAGAGAAACCUUACAAGUGCUCACACUGUGAAAAGAGUUUCACUCAUUCACAACAACUGAAAAUACAUGAGAGGAUCCAUACUGGAGAAAACCCUUACAAAUGUUCACACUGUGGAAAGAGUUUCACUCAGUCAGAUAGCUUGAAAACACAUGAGAGAAUCCAUACUGGAGAGAAACCUUACAAGUGCUCACACUGUGGAAAGAGUUUCACUCAGUCACAUAACCUGAAAAAACACAAGAUAAUUCAUACUGGAGAAAAACUUUACAGUUGUUCACACUGUGAAAAGAGCUUCACUCUGUCACAACAACUGAAAAAACAUGAGAGAAUUCAUACUGGAGAAAAACCAUACAAGUGCUCACACUGCGGAAAGUGUUUCACUCAGUCACAACAACUGAAAACACACAAGAGAAUUCACACUGGAGAAAAACCAUACAAGUGCUCACACUGUAAAAAGAGUUUCACUCUGUUACAACAACUGAAAACACAUGAGAGGAUUCAUACUGGAGAAAAACCAUACAAGUGCUCACACUGUAAAAAGAGUUUCACUCAGUCACAACAACUGAAAACACAUGAGAGGAUUCAUACUGGAGAGAAACCAUACAAGUGCUCACACUGUGAAAAGAGUUUCACUCAGUCAGAAAACUUGAAAAGACAUGAGAGAAUUCAUACUGGAGAGAAACCAUACCACUGCUCUUCAUGUGGGAAAAGUUUCAGUGCAGCAAGUCAUCUAUAUAGUCAUGUAAACAUUUUUUGCCCAAGUUGUCACAGUGAGAAGACAACAUCUUCAUCUCCAACAAUAUUGAAUAAAUAGUUUGAAAUUCAGAUAAACCCAACGAUGGAAUUUCUCCCAAAAGAGCAGCAUCAUCUAAAGCACUAUUCGGGAGGAUUGGGAAAUUUGUGUUUCACAGAUGUACUUUGUGAUUUUAAUCCCAUCCGGAUCUGAGAAGUCUCACUUACACCGUUUACACCUGGUAUUAAGAUAUGUUUUUGGUGAUCCUAUCACAUGUGUUCAGUGCUAAAUACAGAUCUACACAGGGUCUAAAACGUUUUGUGAACAUAUCACAAAAAUCAUGUACGAAUGUGGUGAAAAAUGCAUAUGAACGCAUCUCAUUUGAAGUAUAAACACUAAUAUGUCCUGUAUGCGUCCCGGCAGCAGCAAAGCACCACCCCUCACGUCAAUCGACCACUGUGCUAAAACAAGAGUUUUAACUUUGUUAGUUACGAGCGGUUUAAAAGGAAAAAAACUGUCCGAUCGGAAAAUUUAAGUGGAUACAUACACAAAAACGAGAUCUUCACAGAUCUUCUGGUUGUCUGAAAUCAACAUGCAGGGACUUAUGAGAAGCACGAAGAUCUGCAGCUCAGGUUAAUACAGGUAAUUUACUAAAAUAACAGAAAAUCCUGCUCAGUGUUGCAUUUGUGCUUAGGUUAUAUUUUUAAAUGCAUGUGGCAGAAAUAGCUUGCUUUUUUGUGCUUUGUCUUUUAUGACUUUGUUGCGCUUUAACGUCAUACAAUAGCACAUUGAGUGAUUGUCGAUGUACCUAACAGGUACCUUCGGAUAAUCUUUCUAGUUUUUGUUUUCAAAACGGAAUAACCAAUAAACCGAACGCUUACUCGUUUUUCAUUAAGAAAGAAAUUAACAAAAUUGAGAACUUUAUUUUUCAGUUUUUCAGUUCAUAUAAGAAAUUGAAAAACAGGAAUUCAGCUCAAUUUCUUGUUUUUCAUUCAAGCGCUAAAAAUAAGUGUACAAUUUGAUUAUUUGAUUUGGACAGGUGGAUGGACAUGAUGCCAUCUGCUCUUACUCAUUCCUUUCUUCAGACUAAAAAUCUUUUCACACGGGACGUGGCAGGAGCUAACCGCAAGUUUAUCACGUAGACUACAUGGAGGACUAAUUUUUCAUUUUUUCCAGUUAAUGUGGUGCUCGUGUUGCGGUUUUAGGUGUGCACGUUGCCAUGGCUACAGUCAGAAAGGACUUUAUUUUGCCUGGCAUCACAGCAUGUAUAUCUGUAUACAUUUUUUAAGGUGAAAUAUGGGUUAGGAAGUAAAUUUGUGUCCAUAGACAUUAUGUGUUAAACAGAACAGAAUGAACCUUACAUUUUUAAUGGCUACAAAUAGUUUUAAUUUUAUUUUUAGGGUACAACAACUAACCAGGAACUGACUAAAUGAAAUGACACCCUUAUUUAUUAUUCAGUUGUGUCUCUUUAACAUCUGGGCUAUACGAUCUGCAUACAGACAAGAUCACCUUCACUAUAUGCAUUCAACCAUUAUGCAGUAAAAUAUUAUAUUUUAUGGACCACGAAUGUGUUUUAAACUUAAUAGUAAUUAAGUAAAAUCAUUGUUGUACAUAUUAAGGCUCUUCUAGCCACAAUUUGAGUAUGGUUUUUAAUAUUAUUACCCCAUUUUAAUAGCUGCCAUUAUUAAUAUUAGGCCUAUACCCCAUGUGAGUGCCUUGGAUUUUUGGCUUGAUGUACCAGCAACAUGUUUCAGUUUGGAUGAACUAGGCUACACUUUUAAUAAAUUUGUGUACUACA